Messenger RNA from Diuraphis noxia (Russian wheat aphid), 1896 nucleotides. RefSeq lists its product as uncharacterized. NCBI's taxonomy places the organism in Eukaryota, Metazoa, Arthropoda, Insecta, Hemiptera, Aphididae. The record is from RefSeq and is a predicted model, not a curated record.
AUGAAUGAAUAUCAACGAGUGGAAAUGAUGGAAGAUAAGCGAUGGACAAAUAUUUUGAAAUGUGACAUUAUGGAAAAUAUUACAAAAUUGGGAGAUGCAGAGCAACAUGAUCGUCUUGCAGAAAUGGAUGUCAAUAUGCUAAAUGAAAAUAUUCAUCUUCAAAAUCUGAAAAAAAAUAUUGGAAAAUAUCAUGAUGAAUUUAAAGUGGUAAAUGAAGACUUUAAAGAUAUAAUUUUAUCUGGUGUUGGAAAUAAGAUUUUGUUAGAAAGAUAUAGACAUUUACGUCCAGAUAAAAUAAAAUUGAGCAUGAAUAAUACUAUACACACAAUUAAUAAUGCAUCGAAUGCACGAAUUGAGCGAUUUAAUAUAGCAAAAAAAAAAUUGGAGGAUAUACACAGACAUCCGACUCUAAAGAAAAAUGAUCAACAUAUCAAAAGAAAUAAAAUGGAAGCAAUAAUGGGAAAAAUCGUAAACAAAAUUAAGAGAACUGCACUGGUUGACUCGACCAAAAGAACAACAAAAAAAAUGGUGGAUGAUGUUAAACAAAAUUUAAUCAAAUAUGACACAGUAAUAGAACAAUUACAGAAUGAUGCUAAAUCAAUGGCCGUGAUCAUUAUGAAAGAAAUUGAAACUGGUACAAAUUUUAACCAAGACUCAGUAAAUUAUAUUAAAAGUUAUUUUUCUGAGAAGGAUGCUAAUGAAAAAUGUAUCAAUACAAACACGUCUUACAUAGACAAAAUAGAUGCAAUAAUGGAUUCAAUGGAACGCAGUAGAAAGUCAUUAAUGCAAGAGAAGCCGGUCACAAAAAUUGAAGAAAAGUUUUAUUCAGAACUUCCAUGGGCAAUUGAUACAACUGAUAAAGCUACUUCGAUUGCUGAAACUAGUAAACAUAAAGAAACAAAUAAUAAAAACAAUAAUUGGUGUGGUAAUAUUUCACAAUUUGGAAUAAUGCACUACGUCCAUCCAGAUGACAAAACUAAAUAUUUGAACAAUUUAAAAAAUAACACAAAUGUUUCAUAUAUCGACUAUAAGUUUCCUGAAAAUAUCUUUGACUAUAUAACUAUUAGUGAUAGUCAACCAACAAACGAUAAGAUAGCCGCCGAUUGCAUACUUAAUCAAUUAGAGUAUAAUAAUAUUGAAGAUUUAGUAAAAUGUGUCGAAUGUACUAAAGAAGAUUUAAUAAAAUUAAGCCAGUUGUCAACUUUAAGAACGGCUUUACAGAAUUUAUUAUUGAAGGAAAAGUUAUAUAAAAAAGAAACUAUCGAUAAAUUGAAACUUUUGACUAUCAAAGAUAUUGAAUUCACUAAACAAGUGGAGAGUUUCAAAGCAUUCAUUGAUGACCAAAAUAAAAAAAUAUCUGAACUUGAAAAAAUCAAAACUUACUAUUUGAAAUUGUUUAAUGAUUUGUAUUUCUACUUGGACAAUAUUAAAAUUAUACUUAAAAAACUCGAUGUUUCAAUUGACGAUUCUAAACAAUUAGAAUUUAUCAAAAAUCUGACUUCACAARCCAAUAAUGUAGAUACUGCCACUGAGGAAUUAAUGAAAUCAAUAGAAGAUAUAAAAUCAAUGAUCGUUAUAAUUAAUGGAAAGUUUGGAUGGUGUAAUUUGAUUAUACCGGAUGAAUUCGAUUUCAAAAAAUUGAAUUUUGCUCGUGCGAUGUAUGUGUAUAAAGUUCAAGAAUUCCUACACGCAGAAAUAUUGAAGAAAAAUAUGAAAUUCUCUCUUUUAAUAAAAAAAAGUAAAGCAGCAGAUAUGCCAAAAAAAUCUGAAUACAUCUUAACUAGAGAUGAUAUGAAAAGACAAGCUGAACAAAUUGUAAAAAUGUUUAAUGAAAAAGAUACGGAUGGUUCGAAAAACAGGAGAAAACCAAUAUCUUUCAGAAAAAGUUUUAUAUAG